Molecule: messenger RNA, 1524 nt
Organism: Erigeron canadensis
Lineage: Eukaryota; Viridiplantae; Streptophyta; Magnoliopsida; Asterales; Asteraceae
Product: patatin-like protein 3
Exons: 7
Coding region: 134-1351 (405 amino acids)
Biological process (GO): lipid metabolic process
Molecular function (GO): glycerophospholipase activity; monoacylglycerol lipase activity
Source: RefSeq, a predicted model, not a curated record
CAGCCUUCCCAUAGAAAGUACUAACUUAUAGUCUUCCUACUAACACCGUACCUAAUAUAUAUAUUUCGGUACAAGCUAGCUAGUAAUAUAGUACCAAACAAAUUGUAGUAGUAACUAACAAAUUUUGAUCAAUAUGACAAACCAGAGCAACGGAACAGGACGUGUGGGACUCCGUCCUCCAAACGCAGGAAAUCUAAUAACAGUCCUUAGUAUUGAUGGCGGAGGUGUACGCGGCAUCAUUCCUGGUGUCAUCCUUGAGUACCUUGAAUCCGAACUUCAGGAAUUAGAUGGUGAGGAUGUAAGGCUGGCGGACUACUUUGACGUAAUUUCUGGAACAAGCACAGGGGGUCUAAUUACAGUCAUGCUAACGGCUCCAGACGCUAACAACAGACCUUUGUAUGCUGCAAAAGAUAUCGUUCCAUUUUAUCGUGACAAUCUUCCUAAGAUUUUUCCACAAAUGGGCUGCUUGCCAAUAUUUGAUGGGAUUAUCAAGCUGCUUAAGACGUUGGUCGGACCAAAAUACGAUGGCAAGUAUCUUAAAAACCUUGUAACGGGAUUACUAGGAACCACAAAGUUGGAUCAGACGGUGACUAAUGUUGUCAUUCCUACGUUUGACAUUAAGAAUAUGCAACCUGUGAUCUUUAGUUCAUAUCAGGUGCCAAGGGAGCCUAGCAUGAAUGUUCAACUAUCAGACAUCUGCGUCGGUACAUCAGCAGCACCAACAUACCUCCCGGCCCAUUAUUUUGUGAACGAUGAUCGCGAGUUUAAUCUUAUUGAUGGUGGCAUCGCGGCUAAUAACCCAUCUUUGACUGCAAUAGGGGAAGUGACAAGGCAAAUUGUGAAAUCGGAUACAAAUUUUUCUGGAAUUUCGCCCCUUGACUUUACAAGAUUUCUCCUGAUAUCGUUAGGGACAGGCACGCAGAAGCUGAAACCACAAUAUGACGCCAAAAUGGCUGCGAAAUGGGGAGUGCUCGGGUGGUUAGUCAAUAAUGGUUCCGCCCCAUUGAUAGAUGCCUUCAAUCAAGCUAGUGGGGAUCUGGUUGUUAUUCAUAAUGAUGUCGUUUUUGAAGCCCUCAAAUCUGUUGACAAUCAUCUUCGUAUACAGGUCGAUACACUCACCGGCAACUUGGCUUCAGUAGACAUGUCAACAGAGGAAAAUCUAGACGGCUUAGUGAAAGUCGGAGAAGAGUUACUAGAUACCCAGGUUUCCCGAGUGAAUACUGACACCGGACUUGUUGAACCUGUCCCGGCUGCUGGUACAAAUCGUGAGGCACUAAAACGAUUUGCGAAACAACUCUCAGACGAACGGAAACUCAGAGAGUCGAAUUAUACCGGUGCAGGAGUUCAAUGAAUUGUUUCUUGGAGAGUCGAAUUAUACCGGUGCAGGAGUUCAAUGAAUUGUUUCUUAUUUUAGAUUUAUAUAAAAUUACACGACUUUCACCAGGUUGUAAUAAUGUUGAAUUUAUUGAUUGUCUAUGACUCUAUGUAUAUGUGGAUAUAACUAGCAAAAUUCAUUUGUAAUUA